AUGAAGAAGGGGCUAGUCAUCAGGAGACACAAGGAGAAGCAAGAGAAACAUGCUGUACUGAAGAAAGAUCUCCUGGUAGAGGAGCCCCCUCCUUAUCAGGCUGGACCCACUCGGCGACCCGGCGGAGCGACAGUGGCUCCCGCAGCCGCAGGGGUGGCUCCCGCCGCCGCGGUGGAGGCGGCGGCCGCAUUAGCGGCCGCCAUCCGGCCAGAAGGGCUGAACCAACAACUACAAUACUGGCCCUUCUCUGCUUCAGACCUUUAUAACUGGAAACAACAUAACCCCCCUUUUUCCAGGGACCCCGUUGCUUUAACUAACCUAAUUGAAUCCAUCCUAGUGACUCACAGGCCAACUUGGGACGAUUGUCAGCAGCUCCUGCAGACCCUCUUGACAGUGGAGGAAAAGCAGAGAGUUUUCCUGGAGGCCCGGAAACAGGUUCCGGGCGAUGACGGGAGGCCCACCCAACUCCCGAACAUCAUCGAUGCGGCUUUUCCCUUGACCCAGUUCAAUACGCCUGAAGGUAGGGAGCAUCUACGCCUCUAUCGCCAGUUGCUCUUAGCGGGUCUCCGAGCGGCCGCUAGAAGGCCUACUAAUUUGGCUCAGGUUAGAAAUGUAAUACAGGGAAAGGAAGAGACACCCGCUGCAUUUCUAGAAAGAUUGAAGGAAGCUUAUAGGAUGUAUACUCCGUAUGAUCCGGAAGACCCAGGUCAGGCUCCAGGUAUUAUCCUAUCAUUUAUCUAUCAGUCUAGCUCAGAUAUCAGAACUAAAUUGCAGCGGUUGGAGGGUCUACAGGCGUUAGGGUUGCCAGACCUAGUGAAGGAAGCAGAGAAAGUAUUUAAUAAGAGAGAAACUCCUGAAGAGCGAGAGGAAAAGAGAUGGCAGAAACAAGAGGAAAGGGAUAGGAAACAGCAUAGAGAGAUAAAGAGAGUUUUGGCCGCCGUUGUAUCCCAGGGACAGCGGAGAGAGGGAGAUAGGCCGGGAGGACGAAGGAGGCCACCCCUAGAUAAAGAUCAAUGUGCUUACUGCAAGGAGAAGGGACACUGGGCCCGGGAAUGUCCCAAGAAGCCACAAGGACCCCGCCGGCCCAAGCCCAAGACUGCGGACCUCCUUAGUCUGGAGGACUAGGGGGGUCGAGGCCAGGAGCCCCCCCCUGAGCCUAGGAUAACCCUCAAGAUCGGGGGGCAGCCCGUGACCUUCCUGGUUGAUACUGGUGCCGAACAUUCAGUCCUAACCCAUGCCGGAGUGCCCCUUAGCCGGCAGUCUGCACUGGUACAAGGGGCAACUGGAAACAGGAGAUAUUACUGGACUACCGAGAGAAAAGUUCAACUGGCUUCAGGGCAAGUAACCCAUUCCUUUCUGCACAUACCUGAAUGCCCCCAUCCGCUGUUAGGACGGGAUCUAUUAACCAAGCUAAAAGCACAAAUCUAUUUUGAUGAAGAGGGACCAAGGGUCACGGGUCCUAGAGGGGGCCCUCUACAAAUCCUGGCCCUCAAUCUAGAAGAAGAAUACCGUUUGUUUGAGUCAGAACCCUCGAAAAAGGCCCCUGAGGAAUUACAGAACUGGUUAGAAGAGUUUCCUCGAGCCUGGGCAGAGACUGGGGGUCUGGGGUUGGCACGCGAUCAGCCACCGCUGAUGAUCUCAUUAAAGGCCUCCGCCACUCCCGUCUCAAUCAGACAAUACCCAAUGUCACGGGAAGCCCAUGAGGGAAUUAAACCCCAUAUCCGGAGGCUCCUGGACCAAGGGGUACUAAAGCCCUGUCAGUCCCCAUGGAAUACCCCUCUCUUGCCCGUAAAGAAACCGGGGACAGGGGACUACAGGCCAGUCCAGGAUUUGAGAGAGGUCAAUAAGCGGGUGGAGGACAUACACCCCACGGUGCCCAACCCUUACAACCUCCUGAGUACCCUCCCACCGACGCACGUCUGGUACACGGUAUUAGACCUGAAAGAUGCCUUCUUCUGCUUGAGACUGCACCCUAAAAGCCAACUACUGUUUGCCUUUGAAUGGAGAGACCCAGAACAGGGACUCUCGGGACAGCUGACCUGGACACGGCUCCCUCAAGGCUUCAAAAAUAGCCCAACCCUCUUUGAUGAGGCCCUGCAUGCAGAUCUGGCCGGGUUCCGGGUCGAGCAUCCAACCCUGACCGUGCUCCAGUACGUAGACGACUUACUUCUGGCCGCCAGGAGUCGGGCCGAGUGCCUAGAGGGCACUCGGGCUUUACUGGCCAGGCUUGGACAGAAGGGCUACAGGGCCUCGGCCAGAAAGGCACAAAUUUGCCGAGACAAGGUCACGUACCUGGGCUAUACCCUGACUGGGGGACAGAGAUGGCUGACGGAGGCCAGGAAAGAGACAAUACUCUCCAUUCCCCCUCCUCGCAGCCCCCGCCAGGUUCGGGAAUUCCUGGGUACGGCUGGGUACUGUCGCUUAUGGAUCCCCGGGUUCGCUGAAUUGGCCGCCCCCCUAUAUCCCCUCACAAAACCAGGGGUAAUGUUCCAAUGGGGAGAGAAGCAGCAGGAAGCAUUCCAACAGAUCAAGAAGGCCUUACUUGAGGCCCCGGCUCUGGGUCUGCCAGAUCUUACCAAACCCUUUGAACUGUUUAUAGAUGAGAACUCGGGCUUUGCUAAAGGGGUGCUGGUGCAAAGACUGGGACCCUGGAGGAGACCUGUGGCAUACUUGUCCAAGAAAUUGGACCCUGUGGCCAUAGGAUGGCCUCCCUGCCUCCGCAUGGUGGCAGCCAUUGCAGUUCUACUCAAGGAUGCCGGGAAACUGACCCUGGGUCAGCCCCUGACUGUACUGGCCUCCCAUGCCGUGGAGGCCUUGGUCCGACAACCACCAGACAGAUGGCUCUCCAACGCCCGAAUGACUUACUACCAGGCCUUACUCUUGGACUCAGACCGGGUCACGUUCGGACCCGUUGUCUCCCUUAACCCUGCCACCUUGCUGCCGCUGCCUAGCCCAUCCAUAGAGCAUGAUUGCCUCCAGAUUUUAGCCGAGGCGCAUGGCACUCGCCCUGACCUAACAGAUCAGCCGCUCAAGAACCCAGAUGUCGUCUGGUACACAGAUGGGAGCAGCUACCUGGACGGAGGAGAACGCAGGGCCGGGGCAGCUGUUACCACCGAGUCCGAAGUGGUAUGGGCCUCGGCCCUCCCGCCUGGGACUUCGGCUCAGCGGGCGGAACUGAUCGCCCUCACCCAGGCCCUUCGGAUGGCAGAAGGUAAGAAACUCAUCGUGUAUACAGAUAGCAGAUACGCCUUCGCCACUGCACAUGUCCAUGGUGAAAUCUACCGACGGAGGGGCCUGCUCACAUCCGCAGGUAAAGAGAUCAAGAACAAAAAGGAAAUCCUGGACCUCCUGCGGGCCCUGUUUCUCCCGCUCCAGCUCAGCAUUGUCCACUGCCCGGGGCACCAAAAAGACAACUCCAAGAUAGCCAAAGGGAACCGGCUGGCGGAUUUGACUGCCCGGACAGUGGCAUCCCAGCCAAUAGGGAAUAGCCAGUUAAUGGCUAUACAGGACACUCCAGAGCCUCCUCCACCCGGGAGAGAGCCCAUGCCCUACAGCCCCGAAGACCAUGAGCUAGCAAAGAAAAUGGGGGCGGACUGGGACCCACAGAGACAAGCCUACCUACUGGGGAACCGGAUAGUGAUGCCCACCUCUCACACCCACCAUAUGUUACAAUUCCUCCAUGCCCUAACUCAUCUAAGUGAGACAAAAAUAAAGACCCUGAUAGACAGAGAAAACACCGGGACAAUUCUGCUAAACCAGAAUCGGGUGCUCCGACGGGUGGCCUCUACCUGCCCCGCAUGUGCCCAGGUCAAUGCAGAAGCGCCCCUCCUCACCUAUUCCAGCACCCCCGAAGAUUACCCCUCGACUCGGUUUGACUACUAG
Messenger RNA from Peromyscus eremicus (cactus mouse), 3882 nucleotides. RefSeq lists its product as uncharacterized. Gene Ontology annotation, molecular function: nucleic acid binding; aspartic-type endopeptidase activity; RNA-DNA hybrid ribonuclease activity. Gene Ontology annotation, biological process: virion assembly; proteolysis. NCBI's taxonomy places the organism in Eukaryota, Metazoa, Chordata, Mammalia, Rodentia, Cricetidae. The record is from RefSeq and is a predicted model, not a curated record.